AUUGUCAACACGAAAGCCGAAUUUGUUCCGAUGAAUCGCCUGCAAAAGCACCGAGAAGUGGAAAUGUUUUGAUUGUAAAAAUUAUAUUUUAAAAGGUGGCAAUAAAUGUUUUUAUAUAAAAAGUGUGAAGUCACAAGCUGUGUUUAAAAGUGUCGUGUGUAAGUUCUCUGUGUUUUUCGUCGUCAUCUGACUGCAGUAUAUUGCAAAGUUUGUUGAGAAAAUACCAAACGAAAUGUGGAAAUCGACGGCUGGUCGCGACAUCGACGUGGGUCUCGCUCCCGAGGGCGAUGACGACUGGGAGACCGAUCCGGACUUUGUGAACGAUGUGAACGAACAAGAGCAACGAUGGGGAUCAAAAACGGUGGAGGGUUCGGGCCGGAGUGCUGCGGCCAUCGAUAUGCAGCAGCUGCGGGAGGAAACCGAGCGGGCGGAUAAGGAAAAGAAGCAGAAGGAAGGGCCAAAAUCAUCCCACGGCUACGGCGGAAAAUUUGGCGUGGAGAAAGAUCGGAUGGACAAGUCGGCGCUGGGGCACGACUACGUGGGGAAGGUGGAAAAACAUGCCUCCCAGAAGGACUACUCGACCGGGUUCGGCGGGAAGUUCGGGGUGCAGUCGGACCGGGUGGACAAGUGCGCCGCGACCUGGGAGCACAAGGAGAAGGUGGAGAAGCACAGCUCCCAGAAGGACUAUGUGACCGGAUUCGGGGGGAAGUUCGGCGUACAGACAGAUCGGGUGGACAAAUCCGCCGUGGGGUGGGAUCACGUUGAGAAGGUGGACAAGCACGAAUCGCAGAAGGAUUACAGCAAGGGAUUCGGAGGCAAGUUCGGGGUGGAAGCGGAUCGGCAGGAUAAAUCGGCGGUCGGUUGGGAUCACAUGGAAACGGUGCAGAAACAUGAGAGUCAACUGGAUCAUAAAGUGGGUUUCGGCGGCAAAUUUGGUGUCCAAAGCGAUAGGAAAGACAAGUCGGCUCUCGGCUGGGACCACGUCGAGAAACCAGAAAUGCACGAGAGUCAGGUCGAUCAUAAGAUUGGCUUUGGCGGAAAGUUUGGAGUGCAAAGCGAUCGAAUGGACAAAUCGGCCCUCGGUUUCCAGGAACAGGACAAAAUUGGCACUAACUAUACCAAAACUAAGCCGGAUAUUGGUUCGGCAAAACCGUCAAACAUUCGAGCACGGUUCGAGAACUUCGCUGUGGCAGCCGAAGAGGAAACACGAAAAAAGGCAGAAGAGCAAAAGCGAUUGCGCUUGGAAAAGGAUAAGAAGGAUCGAGAUGAAGCGGCUAAACGAGCAAACAACGUGAACGAAAAUGUGGAGCCUAAAAAACCGGAACGAAAGGGUCCCAUCAAUACGGGUCGAGAGCAAGGCGUUGGAAACGCCAUCAGCAACUUCAAUAAACAACCCGACACAACAGCAGACAGCGCUAGGAAGGAACAGAUCGUACUGCCAAAGGAGGAAUCCCGUCCGGUAGUCCAACCGGAUGUAAUCCCAACAAAUGCAGUUCCUGCAGCUCAACGAGUGGAGCAACCUCCACCAACAUCACCACCUCCAGCAACGGCAGUGGUUGUGGAAGAGCCAGCACCCUCUCAGGCUGCGGUUGCCAGGAGUCAAUCGGUUACAAUCGAACCGGAACCAACGCCAGAACCCGCUCCCAUAGAAUCGCCAGUAGCCUCAACAGAAGUGGCUCCCACCGAGCAGGGAGAACCGGAGGAGUUUAUUCUGUCGGCGGACGAUCCGGGCGUACAGGCGGUCGCUCUGUACGAUUACCAAGCCGCCGCGGAUGACGAGAUUUCGUUCGACCCGGAUGAUCGGAUCACCCACAUCGAAAUGAUUGAUGAAGGUUGGUGGCGAGGAUUGUGCAACAAUCAGUACGGAUUGUUCCCAGCGAAUUACGUCCUACUGAUUCAGUAAGAAAAACAUUUAGAUAAGGCAACCGCUCAAAGCAUUUGACAUUAUUUUUGUUGUAUUUUAUCAUUCAACUUUCUUUAAAAAUAUUUUGAUUGUUGCAAGCAUUGAAAAAAAAGCAUUUAUUGGUAUUUACAACCCACAUUAAUACGCAGAGGAACAUUCCUUGAAGAUGAUUAUUUUUAGUUUGUUCAGCUUAUGUUCAGCUUAGUUUGUAGCUUAUUUUAUUUUACGAUAAUGCAACAAUACACGGUUUGAAUCACCAUAUCUUCCUACCCAUUUCGUUGAACGAAUUUAUACUAGUGCUAUUAUACCGAAAUUCGGUCACUAGGCGUUCUUUUAUUUUAAUCUCCAUUAAUGUGAAUUUUGGCACUUAGCCAGUUUUUCACCGUCUAGGAGUGUUGACAGAGAACUUUUUUACUUAACACCUUAAUACCACGUCCGAACAAUGCCUGAAGGACUAUAGAAAAAGAACAAUUUGCCGAUUAAUUAAAACAUUAGUGUAAUUCGUUGAAAUCAAUCUAUAUAACCACGAUUAGUUAUAACAUUGACAA
Messenger RNA from Armigeres subalbatus, 2451 nucleotides. It is a transcript of the gene Cortactin, whose product is annotated as src substrate cortactin. The transcript is spliced from 7 exons. Gene Ontology annotation, biological process: regulation of actin filament polymerization. NCBI's taxonomy places the organism in Eukaryota, Metazoa, Arthropoda, Insecta, Diptera, Culicidae. Gene Ontology annotation, cellular component: cortical actin cytoskeleton; actin filament; site of polarized growth. The record is from RefSeq and is a predicted model, not a curated record. The coding region runs from base 233 to 1903 and encodes 556 amino acids. Gene Ontology annotation, molecular function: actin filament binding.